Molecule: messenger RNA, 3376 nt
Organism: Polistes dominula (European paper wasp)
Lineage: Eukaryota; Metazoa; Arthropoda; Insecta; Hymenoptera; Vespidae
Source: RefSeq, a predicted model, not a curated record
GAGGAAGAAGAGGAAGAGAAAGACAAAGGAAGAAGGACAUUUUUCCAAUUUUGUCUCUAAGGAAAAAGAGAGAUUUUGUAUAAGAGGGAGGAAAGGUAGGAAGUUUGAAGAGGAGACAAAAGAGGAGGUAAAAAACAAAAAGAAAGGAAAGAAGAAGAAGAAGAAGAAGAAGAAGAAGAAGAAGGAGGCCGGUGGUGGUGGUGGUGGUGGUGUGCUGGUGGUAGUAAUAAUAGUAGUAGAGUAGAGAGAACGAAAGCGUCGGUCGAUCGUAAAAAUGUAAUGACCCGGCGACGAGAGAGGGAAAAAAGGUAGAGCUCCGCUUGGAAAGUUUUAGCAGCAAGCUACGUCGUAACUACGAUAAGAACGAAGAAGCACCACCGACAGGAAAGCUCAUGGCGUGAGAGCUCGAACAAUCGACCGGAAGGGAUUCGCGGCUAUCGUUUCUCUUUUCUUAUUUUCGUCGUCUCUGAGCGAGCAACUCGAGCGAAAGCUCGACCACAAGGAUCAGGAUGCACGCGGUUGGAUUGCAUUCGGCGCUGGCCAUCAAGCGUCAAAGAAAGCGUCGGGAUGAGCAACGUCGUGCUCGUGAGCGCCGUUAUAGCGCCCAAUCGGGUGAGAGUGGGCUGACAUCGCCGAGAGCGUCGACCGGUUCCCUGGACCAUCAUCCAAGACACCAUAAAGGAGCACACCCUAAUCGCGCCGCGGGACAAGGCAUGUUGGAUACAAAGGUGGUCACUUCUAUUGGGAUGCUCCACAUCGGAGUGGUCUUUUUAGUUUUGGGAGCAUUCUUACUGAUGAGCGGUCUUCUGCCCGGUGAUUUGGCUCACUGGAGUAGCGAACGCUCCGGCGGUUGGUGGAAUGAGUUGGUCGCUGUUGGUCUCUUCGCCAUUUUAGUUGGCAUCUUUUUGAUCAUUCUCAAUCGUUUAAUUGCAAGGAAGGAAGAAAACGAUCUCGAGGAAUACGUUCAAAGACAAUUAACCAGGUCCAGGUCAGGGCAUCGAUUAGAAAGAGAUGUCGAAACUGGUGGACUUACCACCAGACACGCCAGAAGGGUCAAACAGAUGCAGCAGAUACCGUCCGUUGGAUCGAUCACGACUGAAGAUGAAAAGAACUCGGAAAACUCUCCACCGAAGAGCCCUCCACCGGCUUACUCUCCGCCACCGGUUAUCAACGGCGAUAAUCAAAACGUACAGUCGACUCUCUUUCUCGAACAAAUCACCGAAGAAGAAAUCAUCAGCGAUCGAGUUGAAACGUCGACUACCAACAGCCUCAGUCCUGGUUCACCUAGCGAGACGAGAGAACUUUUACAAAAUCCUAAAUAUUCCAAGCAAAAUGGAAACCCUCAACAAGCUCAUAGAUCUCUUUACGUCUCGAGAAUUUAGAUGUCAAAGAAGCUCUUACUUCCUUUCAAAUCGCGAAUUAAAUGUCAAUCGCUUUUGGGCUUUUAAACAAGUCCCCUAACUAACGUUUGCGCGUCGAAAAAUCUAACAUGAUCUAUUAUAACGUCUAUCACCAUCCUUGGCAUAUCUUAGACAAUUUCUAAUCUAAUCCUUGGUGACAGGAAUAAACGCUUCAUUAUCGUUGUCUCCUGAUUCCAAAAUUCGGACUAUUUAUCUUCGUUGAAAAUCAUUAUUUAAUCCUUUCGUUUAACAAAGGAUAAUAUUGUUAUUAUACAUUCCAAUGAGAGAUGAUACGAACGUCAAAAUGAUUAUCGAUAUAUAUAUAUAGAGAGAGAGAGGAACGAUUCUCCAACGAUUUUCCAACGAUUUUCCAACGAUUUUGCAACAUCAAUGAUGUUCAGAAGGAAAGUUUGUAAUUUUGCUUCCGACGAUCAUUUACGGUGAUCGUAUUAUAAACGUCGUGCUUUGCGUGUUGCCGACACGAAUUUCCAUCAACGACUAGAAGGUAUACUCUGUCAAAUUAAGCUCGGUAUUACGCUAGGAGUUAGAAAUUUCUGCUUUGAAUCGAAUAGGCUUGUUAUAUCGAUUUAAUCCUUUAACCACGCAGACCUGUUAUCCAUAACAUUAUCCGUUAUAACAUUAGUUUCGGUUUACGAAGGACGUCGUUCUACAAACCAAAUUUAUUUAACAAAAAAACUCGCAAACGAACUAACACCUCAAACAUAUUAUUUUUACGUUUCUUUAAAUUAUCUAGCAGACAACAAGUAUAAACUAACUUUUGUCAUUACUUUAUUCUACUAAACACUGCCUGUUCACAUUUCAAUUACACUCAAACUUGAGUUUAUUAAUUAAAUGUUCCUAUUUUAUAAAAUUCGUUAGAACCUUCAACAGCACUUAUGUGAUUAAAACGAUCACGAACUACGACUGGUGGUGUAAAUUUUCAAGUUUGUUCGUUUUCAAAAUGAAAAAUAUUGAACGCGAUCGGGACAACAGAAUUUCCAGUGAAAAUACUAUAAUUGCGUAUGAGCAAAUCGAAAAUGGAAAAAUAAUUCGUAAUAUAAUUCUGGACGUUCGUUAUUUGGAAAAUGUAUUCGUGAUCAAUACGAUACUUAAAUCUUUAAAAGAUUAUUAAUAAUUAAAACAUUCCUUUCUGCGAUUCUAAUGAUUGUUUUGACGCGUUGUCUAUAUUUUUUCUAAGUUAGGAAAAAUAUAUCAUUCGUCUAAUAUAUCUGAUCAUUUAUGUCGAUCAUGAUUUAUAAAGGUUUUCUUUGAAUCACGAAAGAACGUGGAAAUUAGCGAUGUAACAAUCAUGUACAAUCAAAUUUACACAUCGUCAUUCUACUCAUAAACAAAUGAAACAGCUCGAUUUUACAAAAUAUUUGUAAAUAUUCGACAGGUGUUUAAGAAUGUGAAAUAAUCGAUAGAAUAUCUUUUAUACGUGGAGAUAAAUGAAAGACAAGAAAAAAAGAUCAAACAAAUUUACUUAUGCACAUACAUACAUAUAUACAUAUAUAUUAUAUACGUACAAUUACUAUGAUUCAAUUAAUGUUUAUUUUAUAAAUGUUGGUUCUUUUCUUUUUUUUAUGUCAAUAUGCAUUCCAUUAAACUUAACUAAUUCCAUCGAAUUUGAAUAUUAUUUCGAUCAAUGCGUUUGAGAUUUUUAUUAUUUUUGGUGAGAACAGAGAUUUAUUGUUUUUUUCUUUUCUUUUCUCUUUUUUUUUAGUUGGCACAAUAAUUCUAUCAAGUUUAAUCGAAAGUGAGAAAAAUCGUUUUGGAUCAAAACGAUCUGGUUUCUAGAUCGUUUAUCGCCUACGAUUGAUAGGUAAUCGUACUUUCGUCCAAUUAAUGCCUUCGAAUAGGCUGUAUAUCUUUUUCAAUGUGAAUUAAGAUGUUUAAGACGUCAAAUGAUAACUAAUAGAAAUGUGAAACUAAAAAAAAUUGUAAAAAAAAAAAGAAAAAUAUCAAAAAAAAAAAAA